Fraxinus pennsylvanica is the source of this 1251-nucleotide messenger RNA. The record is from the annotation of a GenBank genome assembly. Lineage: Eukaryota; Viridiplantae; Streptophyta; Magnoliopsida; Lamiales; Oleaceae.
AUGAUUGCCUUGAAUCAUAAAGAUACUGGGCAAAAGAACUCUGAGGCACCCAUAAAGUGCCUCCGGAGCAAGGUUUUCCCUUGCGAUCUGCAUUACAAUGGCACCUCCGGUGAAGGAUUUUCGAAGCUCGGAGAUAGCCUCCUUGCUCAUCCACAUGGGAAUGCAACUGAAUUAAAUCUCUCAUUAAGUAGAGAUUCUCUUGAAUUUCAGAAAGAAUCUCAAAAGUGGCCAAUAUACCAUCACAACUUAGGUUCAUGGGCUGCUUUCUAUCCUGUUUCAAGUAACAUGCCGCCACGUCAGCUGAAUGCCUCUGAGGAUCAAUUUCACCGUUUUUCAGUAAAUCACAGAUUCCAGUAUACUCCAUCAAAUGCGUUUCCUCAAAAUUAUCCAUAUGAUUACCAGAUUCAAGAUUUUCAAUAUUUUAUCGUCAUUGAUUUUGAGGCAACAUGCGACAGAGAAAAAAUUCCCCAUCCUCAAGAGAUAAUUGAGUUUCCAUCUGUAAUAGUGAACAGCCUUACUGGACAGUUGGAAGCUUGUUUUCAAUCAUAUGUGCGGCCCACAUGCAACCAGCUCCUCAGUGAAUUCUGCAAGGAUUUGACAGGCAUCCAGCAAAUUCAGGUGGAUCGGGGAGUUACUCUCAGUGAAGCUCUUCUUAGUCAUGAUGAGUGGCUUGAAAAGAAGGGAAUAAAAAACACCAACUUUGCUGUGGUUACAUGGUCCAACUGGGAUUGUCAGGUGAUGUUAGAAUCAGAAUGCCAGUACAAAAACCUUAAAAAGCCUCCCUAUUUCAAUCGGUGGAUCAAUUUGAAGGUUCCUUUCCAUGAGGUUUUUGGUGGAGUGAGGUGCAAUCUAAAAAAGGCAGUUGAGAUGGCUGGCUUAGCCUGGCAAGGCCGUGCUCACUGUGGUCUGGAUGAUGCAAAAAACACAGCCAUGCUACUUACUUUGCUUAUGCGCAAGGGCAUUAAAUUCUCAAUUACCAACUCAAUCAUGAGUCAGUCUACUGAUGAUUCCUUUACAAGGAAGCUACCCCCACAGAAUCUUCCAUUUGUUUCACCUCAACCUCAUAAAUCGAGGGAUCUGCAAUUUCAAGCAGCACAGUAUCACCCUUAUUGCCAUUGUGGAGUGAAAAGCAGCAAAGCGAUGGUUCGAAAACCGGGUCCUAAGCAAGGGAACCUAUUCUUUGGAUGUGGAAACUGGACUGCUGCUAGAGGUGCUCUUUGCCAUUACUUUGAAUGGAUCUCUCCCUCCUGA